AUGUCAUUUGGAAGAUCAAAAACUUUGCUGCACUUUGACUUCUCUUUGUAUGGCUUGUUACUGGAUAGAGUGACAGUUAUAAAGGACUUGGGGUUGUACAUGACACCAUCCUUGGAUCCAGGUAUACAUAUCACCAAGACUUGUGCUAAAGCCAAUCGUAUUUUGGGGUUCAUUUCCCGAACAUCAAGAAACGCCCUAUCUCCUGCAACAUUGAAGACCCUCUACGUGACUCUUGUUCGUCCCAUUGUUGAAUAUGGUUCUACUGUCUGGGUUCCCCACCAGAUUGGACAUUGCGACCAUCUAAAUAAAGUUCAGAGACGUUUUCUGCGAUUGGUAGGAGUUAGAAGUGGCAUCCGUUAUCCUGAUGUUGAUAUACAGGUUAUUGCAAGCCAGCACCAGAUCCUUUCGCUUUCAUCUAGAAGAGUGGCUCUUGACCUUAUAUUUCUAUUCAAGAUUGUCAAUGGUUUGGUUGAUUGCCCUGAGCUCCUGCGUCACAUAGACCUCCAUGUACCUGCCGCAACCCGCCUUCUGCAGCCUUUCUCCAGGCACUCACACCGGACUGUCUACGCCUACCAGAGUGUAAUUCCACGCCUGCUGCGUUUGGGAAAUGCUGCCCACCAGUUGGAAUUCUUUGGCGUAUCCAUGCUGGUGUUUCGGAGGGGGGUCUUCUCUUGGGUGUCUGAGCAUGGUGAAUAUUGA
This is a messenger RNA of Homalodisca vitripennis (glassy-winged sharpshooter), 699 nucleotides long. RefSeq lists its product as uncharacterized. The coding region runs from base 1 to 699 and encodes 232 amino acids. The transcript has a single exon. Lineage: Eukaryota; Metazoa; Arthropoda; Insecta; Hemiptera; Cicadellidae. The record is from RefSeq and is a predicted model, not a curated record.